Messenger RNA from Lolium rigidum, 753 nucleotides. RefSeq lists its product as uncharacterized. NCBI's taxonomy places the organism in Eukaryota, Viridiplantae, Streptophyta, Magnoliopsida, Poales, Poaceae. The record is from RefSeq and is a predicted model, not a curated record. The coding region runs from base 1 to 747 and encodes 248 amino acids. The transcript is spliced from 4 exons.
AUGGCCGCCUCCCUCCACGCCCCCCGCCUCCUCCCGCUCCCCCCAAGCCUCGGCGGGCCCAGGCGCGGGCAGCGGCGGCGCUUCUCGCCGGCCGCGGCGGUGCCGCCGUCGCGGAACGGGAGCUCGGCGGGGACGGACUGGUGCCCGGUGCCGCCGGAGCAGCGGCCCGUGAACGAGUACGAGGCGCUGUCCGCGUCGCUGCCCUUCUCCUGGGCGGCGGGGGACCUGCGCGUCUACUGCUCCCGCCUCGCCUUCACGGGCGCCGCCUUCGCGCUCUUCGUCGGCCUCCCCGUCGCGGCCUUCGGCGGCCGCGGCGGCGACGCCCUGCACCUCGCGCUGGGAGCCACCGGGUCCGGGAUCCUCGCCGUCACGCUCGCAGUCGUGAGGAUGUACCUCGGCUGGGCCUACGUCGGGAACCGCCUGCUCAGCGCCACCGUGGAGUAUGAGGAGACGGGAUGGUACGACGGGCAGAUAUGGGUUAAAACCCCAGAAGUUUUAGCUCGUGAUCGGCUUCUCGGUUCAUUUUCUGUCAAGCCUGUGCUGAACAGGGUGAAGUUCACCUUGGUGGGUCUGGCGGUGUCCCUGACCCUCUGCAUCCUCCUCUACGUCAACACCGAGAAGCCGAAGGAGCCAUUCGAAAGCACUGGCCCAAGGGCCAUCCCCGGGGUGUACAAUGAUAGGGCAGCGAGGUCGUUUGAGCCUGAUGCGUUCUGCGGAGAACCUGAUCUCAGUGGUGAUCAGACAUAGCGCUGC